AUGUUUCAUGAAAGUGAUUUACUAGACUAUGAAAAAAAUAAAUUUUCACGCCAAGUCAUAGUACCAGGAAUAGGUAUUGAUAACCAGAUAAAAUUAAGAAAUUCUAGUGUGCUAAUAGUAGGCUGCGGGGGAUUAGGAUCGCCUUUGGUAAUGUAUCUAGCAUCUUGUGGAAUUGGGAAACUUGGAAUAGUAGAUUAUGAUAAGAUUGAAAUUCACAAUUUACAGCGACAGAUAAUUUAUAAAGAAAAAGACGUUGGCUGUUAUAAAGUAGACAUAGCAUAUGAUUUUAUUUGUAAUAUUAACAGUAAUAUUCAAGUAGUUAAAUAUAAAACUAAAUUUGAUUACAGUUUUAGUGAACUUGAAGAAUAUGAUAUAGUAGUGGACUGUACUGAUAAUAUUGUCACUAGAUACGUUUUAUCAGAUUUAUCAAAACAAUAUAAAAAAGAUUUUUUGUGUGCAUCAGUUAUUCGAUGGGAAGGACAUUUAUACAUCUUUAAAAAAGAUGGACCAUGUUAUAGAUGUUUAUAUCCAACAGUGAAAAAGACUACAGCAAAUUGUGAUGAAAAUGGUAUUAUUGGACCAAUUUGUGGAAUUUUUGGUAGUCUUUUGGGAUUAGAAGUAAUCAAGACUAUUUUAGGAGUUAAUACUACUAAAUUAAUAACAUAUAAUGGAUUCACUAACACAUAUAAUAAUUUUAAUCUGCGCCAAAUAAAUAAUGAAUGUCUAACUUGCAUUAAAAAUAUUUAUAAACAUUCAAUUGACCCAAAUAGUUGUAAUUCUCUAUUAAAGGCAGAUUUUUUUAAUAUUCCGCGUAUAACAUGGUGCAAAAUUCUAAAAAAUUUUGAUAAUUUUUUUAUUAUUGACGUACGCAGCAAUAUUCACUUUAGAAUGUUUAGAAUAAAAGGGUCCAUUAACAUUCAAAUUAACGACUUAAAGGAUAAUAUUCACUUAAUUGAUAGAACAAAAAAAAUAGUUAUACUUUGUAAAAGAGGGAUUUCUUCCUUACGUGCUGCCAAGGUUUUAAUUGAUUCUGGAUUAGAGUGUUUUAGUUUAGAAGGUGGCUUGGAUAAAUACGAAAUGAUGAUAAAAUAA
Messenger RNA from Vairimorpha ceranae, 1092 nucleotides. Its product is annotated as molybdopterin biosynthesis protein. The transcript has a single exon. Lineage: Eukaryota; Fungi; Microsporidia; Nosematidae. The record is from RefSeq and is a predicted model, not a curated record. Gene Ontology annotation, molecular function: thiosulfate-cyanide sulfurtransferase activity; URM1 activating enzyme activity; nucleotidyltransferase activity. Gene Ontology annotation, cellular component: cytoplasm. Bases 1 to 1092 code for a protein of 363 amino acids.